This is a messenger RNA of Salvelinus fontinalis (brook trout), 6956 nucleotides long. RefSeq names its product meteorin-like protein. Gene Ontology annotation, biological process: positive regulation of brown fat cell differentiation; energy homeostasis. The record is from RefSeq and is a predicted model, not a curated record. Gene Ontology annotation, molecular function: hormone activity. Lineage: Eukaryota; Metazoa; Chordata; Actinopteri; Salmoniformes; Salmonidae. The coding region runs from base 5159 to 6049 and encodes 296 amino acids. The transcript has 5 exons.
ACACACACACACACACUACACACACACACAGCCAUAUUUGUUUUUCUUUCCACAAGUCUCUUAUAAAACCUCAGGAACAAUGAUGUAUUUUAGAGUACUAGGCUCUAACACACACACACACACUAUACACACACACACACACACUAUACACACACACACACACACACACUAUACACACACACACACACACUAUACACACACACACACACACACACAAUGACCAGUAAGGGCAUUCGUUUUCCCACACAGCGCUCUUGAGUUUCACUGGUCAAAGGUAAACAAACCUUACCACCGACACCAAUGCUAUGGUAUUUCAACAGAAACUUCCUGGAACUCUGACCACAGCUAGCUACACAUGGGAUUCUGGGUAGUGAUAUAGUGGUAAAACAAAUAGGUGGGUAGAAGCUGAUCACAGAGCGAUUAAAGUAACGCUCCCUGUAUUUUCCAAAAAGACGGUGUGUAAACUGGGGGACCCCUGGCUGAGGUCUCUCGUGGUUACCACAGUGACAGGCUAGCUGAGCCCAGUAGAGAGCUGGAGAAAACUAUCACAUCUAGUUAACUCAUGGUCUCCACGUCUAACCCCCGACACACACACACACCCUCCCUGACCUGUCCACUCUCUCCCCGUGGACCGUUUACAUUCUGACAGACGGAAGAAGUACAGAAUGGAGCAGAACACUGAUUCACUAGAGGCUUUAUAUCUAAAUCACCAGGGUUACAACAGAACACUGAUUCACUAGAGGCUUUAUAUCUAAACCACCAGGGUUACAACAGAACACUGAUUCACUAGAGGAUUUAUAUCUAAACCACCAGAGUUACAACAGAACACUGAUUCACUAGAGGCUUUAUAUCUAAGCCACCAGGCUUACAACAGAACACUGAUUCACUAGAGGCUUUAUAUCUAAACCACCAGGGUUACAACAGAACACUGAUUCACUAGAGGAUUUAUAUCUAAAUCACCAGGGUUACAACAGAACACUGAUUCACUAGAGGCUUUAUAUCUAAAUCACCAGGGUUACAACAGAACACUGAUUCACUAGAGGAUUUAUAUCUAAAUCACCAGGGUUACAACAGAACACUGAUUCACUAGAGGCUUUAUAUCUAAAUCACCAGGGUUACAACAGAACACUGAUUCACUAGAGGAUUUAUAUCUAAAUCACCAGGGUUACAACAGAACACUGAUUCACUAGAGGAUUUAUAUCUAAAUCACCAGGGUUACAACAGAACACUGAUUCACUAGAGGAUUUAUAUCUAAAUCACCAGGGUUACAACAGAACACUGAUUCACUAGAGGAUUUAUAUCUAAACCACCAGGGUUUACAACAGAACACUGAUUCACUAGAGGCUUUAUAUCUAAACCACCAGGGUUACAACAGAACACUGAUUCACUAGAGGAUUUAUAUCUAAAUCACCAGGGUUACAACAGAACACUGGACCUCAAUUUCAGCUCCAAUCAAGAAUGUUUUGCUUGUCUACAAAAUGUAAAAACUUGAAGUUGAGUGUUCCGAACUUAAUGUUAUUACUUUUUUGUUAGGUUUGUUUCAGUUUAUUUUCAAAACCCUAAAAUUGGCACAUGUUGAAAUCCUCAGAGAGAGGGUGUGGGUGUGUGUGUGCGUGCCCAACAGAGAAGUGUGCUCACAAGCGGGAAGGAAAGGGGGAGUAGAGAAGGAAGGAGAGAGGGAGGGGGAGGAAGGAAUGUGUGUUCCAUUAUAGAAGGUUCUGUGGACAGCCGAAGCAUUCUGUCUGUCAGGGUGUUUGAGAAGAGCCAGGUGACAUCACGGAUAACAGGAGAACUAUAGCUCUGAGGUGUGUGUCUGUCUGCGCGCGUGUGUGUCUCUCUGUGCACGUGUGGGUGUCUCUGUGCGUGCGUGUCUCUCUCUCUGCAAGUCUGUAUGUGUCUGUGUGUGUGUACUCCGUGGGCCAGGUCAGGGGUCGUGGUGUGUAACUAUUUAAGAUGGUAGAGGACUCGGUGGGUCAAAGGUCACAUCAGACCAGUCAGUCACUCCUCUUAAAGUAGGAUUAGGCUACAUCCCAAAGUGCACCCUAGGUAGUGCACUACUUUUGACCAGGGUCUAUAGAGUUUCUGUUUACUUGUAUGCAUUUCAGCUUUAAGCUGCCAAGUCAAGUACAGCCUACAAUGUAACACUUCUACGUCUGUACUGUUGCUCUUUGGGGGUUUAGGCUGGGUGUCUGUACUGCUGUUCUUUGGGGGUUUUAGGCUGGGUGUCUGUACUGCUGUUCUCUGGGGGUUUAGGCUGGGUGUCUGUACUGCUGUUCUCUGGGGGUUUAGGCUGGGUGUCUGUACUGCUGUUCUCUGGGGGUUUAGGCUGGGUGUCUGUACUGCUGUUCUCUGGGGGGUUUUAGGCUGGGUGUCUGUACUGCUGUUCUCUGGGGGGUUUUAGGCUGGGUGUCUGUACUGCUGCUCUCUGGGGGGUUUUAGGCCGGGUGUCUGUACUGCUGUUCUCUGGGGGGGUUUAGGCUGGGUGUCUGUACUGCUGUUCUUGGGGGGUUUAGGCUGGGUGUCUGUACUGCUGCUCUUGGGGGUUUAGGCUGGGUGUCUGUACUGCUGUUCUCUGGGGGUUUAGGCUGGGUGUCUGUACUGCUGUUCUCUGGGGGUUUAGGCUGGGUGUCUGUACUGCUGUUCUCUGGGGGGUUUUAGGCUGGGUGUCUGUACUGCUGUUCUCUGGGGGGUUUUAGGCUGGGUGUCUGUACUGCUGCUCUCUGGGGGGUUUUAGACUGGGUGUCUGUACUGCUGUUCUCUGGGGGGGUUUAGGCUGGGUGUCUGUACUGCUGUUCUUGGGGGGUUUAGGCUGGGUGUCUGUACUGCUGCUCUUGGGGGUUUAGGCUGGGUGUCUGUACUGCUGUUCUUUGGGGGUUUAGGCUGGGUGUCUGUACUGCUGCUCUCUGGGGGUUUAGGCUGGGUGUCUGUACUGCUGUUCUCUGGGGGUUUAGGCUGGGUGUCUGUACUGCUGUUCUUUGGGGGGUUUUAGGCUGGGUGUCUGUACUGCUGUUCUUUGGGGGUUUUAGGCUGGGUGUCUGUACUGCUGUUCUUUGGGGGGUUUUAGGCUGGGUGUCUGUACUGCUGUUCUUUGGGGGUUUAGGCUGGGUGUCUGUACUGCUGCUCUUUGAGGGUUUAGGCUGGGUGUCUGUACUGCUGUUCUUUGAGGGUUUUAGGCUGGGUGUCUGUACUGCUGUUCUUUGGGGGUUUAGGCUGGGUGUCUGUACUGCUGUUCUUUGGGGGGUUUAGGCUGGGUGUCUGUACUGCUGUUCUUUGGGGGGUUUAGGCUGGGUGUCUGUACUGCUGUUCUCUGAGUGUUUAGGCUGGGUGUCUGUACUGCUGUUCUUUGGGGGGGGUUUAGGCUGGGUGUCUGUACUGCUGUUCUUGGGGGUUUUAGGCUGGGUGUCUGUACUGCUGUUCUUUGGGGGUUUAGGCUGGGUGUCUGUACUGCUGUUCUUUGGGGGUUUAGGCUGGGUGUCUGUACUGCUGUUCUCUGGGGGUUUUAGGCUGGGUGUCUGUACUGCUGUUCUCUGGGGGUUUAGGCUGGGUGUCUGUAAAGCAACAGCUGCUGAUGUAACAAGGGCUUUAUAAAAUACCUUUGAUAGAUGAACUGCUACAUGUGGGACUCUGAUUACAGCCUUUGAGCAGCUCUAGUCUUCAGCAUCUCUGACUUUAGUUCAGGUGUCAUAAGACUGUUUAUAGUGCGCUAUGUGUUUUAUAAGGUAGCCUAGUGGUUAGAGCGUUGGACUAGUAACCGGAAGGUUGCGAGAUCAAAUCCCCGAGCUGACAAGGUAAAAAACUGUUGUUCUGCCCCUGAACAAGGCAGAUAACCCACUGUUCCUAGGCCGUCAUUGUAAAUAAGAAUUUGUUCUUAACUGACUUGCCUAGUUAAAUAAAGGAUAAAUAAAAAAUGGUGUUAUAAUUAUGUUAAAAUGUGAUUAUAGCCAUAAUAGAUCACAAAUAAUAUAUUUAUUAUACAUGUUAAAAACCUCUCUAUAGAGUUAGAGAUAAUAACAUGGUGUGUGUGUGUGUGUGUGUGUGUGUGUGUGUGUGUGUGUGUAUUCCUGUAGGUGGUACAUGUUGGUAUUUCUCUAAAUGUGUUACAUUGCUGAAGCUGUCAGGGGGAGAGGAUGUGACAAGUCGGUUACAUGGUUGCCGUUCGGACUGUUUUCUCACGGGAAAAGCGCUCCAGAACCAGGGGGCGUUUAGUGUGACUAGCUGUCGGGUCAGAACAGAUGGAGAGCACAGGAAUCUGCUUCGCUCAUUGCUUUCCAGAAUAUAGACUUCGGGGCCCUCCAGUCUAGUCCUAUGCCUAUUACUAUUAGGCUAUUUAGUAUACAAAUAAAUAAAGCAAACGCUUCUUACACGUAUGAGCUAUAUUAUCUCAAAACCGUUAAUUAAGUUACGCAUUGUAAGCAAUUACACAUUAAUUUAUUGAUCUGUAUUACUUUAAUAUUUCGGUGCAAGUGGUUACUGUUUCUCGCCGCGGGGGCUGUGUGUGUGUGUGUGUGUGUGUGUGUGUGUGUGUGUGUGUGUGUGUGUGUGUGUGUGUGAUUGGAUAUUUACUGCUCUGCAACAUGACGCUGUUGUAGGCUAUCUUCAGACCUGCGCGUGCUGCCGUACUAAUAUUUAUAAGAGCUAUCUGGAUAUGGCGCCAAGAACAUCCGUGCAUGUCCGCGUUAAGACACACACACACACACACACACACACACACACACACACACACACACACACACACACACACACAGAGAGAGAGAGACCGAGAAGUUCGUCCGCUCGGGGCGUGGUUUGGAGCGUGUCAUUCAAGCGGAGGAGUCAGCUGCGGGCACGAGUCUGGGCGGGGUGACGUGUGCGGAGCUGGAGCCCAGGCAGCAGCAGAAGUUCGUUAUUAAUGUCAGGACUUCCUCCUGUCUGUUAGUCACUAGCCUACUACUCCCGGAGGCGCCCAACGGUUUUACACGGAUAUUCCAUCCUGUCGAAAUGAAACGGAACUUUUACGCUACAAAACAGAACUGUUGAUUCUGGUGGACCCGCACCCUUCUUACCAGAUACUACGAUGUGAAUAAAUAGGCAUUUCCAGGAUUUAUUGGUGGAUUUUUGUGGUUACUGAAACGCGGGACGUGGUCGGGCCAUACUGGGGCGGAGGAGCGGUUGGUCAACCAUGCUGUGGCCAGGUUUAGCGCACUGGGUAGCGGCUGUGUUUCUCUGUAGGGUCGCCUCGGCGCAGUACACCAGCGAUCAGUGCAGCUGGAGAGGAAGUGGUCUGACCCACGAGUCUCACUCCCGUGAUGUGGAGCAGGUAUACCUGCGUUGCUCCCAGGGCAGUCUAGAGUGGCUCUAUCCUACUGGGGCCCUCAUCGUCAACCUGCGGCCCAACACGGAGCCCACGUCUGGGGCUUCCCCCGGCCUGCACGCCUGCAUCAAGCCCCAGACAGACUCCCGCGGAUCACACCUCUACCUGGAGAGAGUUGGACAGCUCCGCCUGCUGAUGUCCGAGACAGAACAGGCGCACGGCAGGGUGCAGUGUUUCUCCCUGACAGAGGGGGCGCUGUUCAUAGAGGCAGUGGGCCAGCAGGACAUCAGCAGGAGGAUCACAGCGUUUCAGUAUGAACUGGUGGCCAGCCACGGACCUGGAGCUCACCUCUACCCACACCUCAACACUGGCACUGCCUCCUGUACACCCUGCACAGAUGACCAGAUCCUUAUGGCGGUAUGCACCAGUGAUUUUGCGGGUCGCGGCAGUAUCAGUGGCGUUGACACACCCUCGUCAUCAGUCCACUCCUCCGUUGCCGUGACGCUAAGCCGCUUGUUCCAUCAGAAGAGCGGAGUGUUCUCUUUGGACGGAGCCAGAGGAAAGGGGUGGUCCGGACGUCUGAACACGUCCCUGCGGUGCCGGCUGCAGCCGAGGGAGGAGGGGGAGUUCCUGUUCACGGGGGCAGUCCGGUUCGGAGAGGCGUGGCUUGGCUGCUCCCUGCACUACCGCCACUUUCUGAAGCUCUACCGGACCGCCCUGGAGACAGGAAGUAACCCCUGUCACAUGGACACAGACUGAGGCCCGCCCCCUCCGCCCAGGAGACAACCAAUCAGGGAACAGGAUUGGGAAACAAACUCAGCGAAUCAAGGACAUAGAGAGAGGGGGCUGGGUCGCUGACUGGACUGAUAGGGCCCUGAUCCAAUCAGAGGAGGGAGGUCGUAAAGGGGCGGAAUCGUUGAUAUGACUGAGAUGUGAUUGGACGUGGUCCCAAGCCCUGCUAACCGAUUGUCUGAAGCGCUUACAGUUGCCUAGCAGCAAGGAUAGAUGGCCUGUGUCUGAACAGUUCUAAAGCCAUCUGUCGUCAUAGAAUGUCUUAAGACCCUGGUGUGUGUAUAUGUGUGUGUGUGUGUGUGUGUGUGUGUGUUUGCAUGUGUCUGUGUGUUUGUGCGCAUGUGUUGGAAAUAGAUGUAAAUAUGAUCAUUGUUGUAAUGAAAGUUUGCUUUGUGAAAAGCUUUAUGUACAGUGUAGAGUUGUCUUCUGACUGAAGUGUGUAGUGGGAUCCUGCACAGUGUGUGUGUCUUAGUGUGUGUCUUUGCGUGUUUGUGUGUGUCUUAGCGUGUUUGUGUGUGCGCACUAGAAUGUGCGCGCUAGUGAGUGUGUGAACGUGUGUGUGCGCUAGCGUGUGUGGUUCUGCACUAGCUUGUGUGAAGGUGUGUGAGUGACUGUGUGUGUGAAGGUGUAUGUGUGACCAUGUGUGUGUGAAGGUGUAUGUGUGACCAUGUGUGUGUGUGUGAAGGUGUAUGUGUGACCAUGUGUGUGUGUGACCAUGUGUGUGUGAAUGUGUGUGUGACCAUGAGUGUGUGAAUGUGUGUCUGAAGGUGUAUGUGUGACCAUGUGUGUGUGAAGGUGUAUGUGUGACCGUGUUAAAGUACAAUAGCACUCUGGCUCUCUGUUCUAGGGAAUAAACUAUCUUCCUGGAACAAGU